Messenger RNA from Rhizophagus irregularis DAOM 181602=DAOM 197198, 1022 nucleotides. The record is from RefSeq and is a predicted model, not a curated record. NCBI's taxonomy places the organism in Eukaryota, Fungi, Glomeromycota, Glomeromycetes, Glomerales, Glomeraceae.
CUCGUUAAAUUAUAAUAAUUAGAUAAUUUAUCAUUUUUUCCUUUUUUUUCUGCCGUAAUAAUUACAACAAAUGUACCGUAACCAUUAUAGGCUACCAUCUUAUCUAUUAUACUAAUAAAUUACAUUAUUACAAUACGUUACAAUGGUUUGUGAGGUUUGUUACCUUAUAAAUUUCUAAUAAAUGAAAUCUCGCAUCUCUUUUUUAUAUUUAGAUUAUUAUUUUUUUUUAAAAAGAAGAUACAGUAGGCAAGAAUUGUCAUUUUCAUCAUUUUACUUAUGGCUUUUAUGGGUUUAAAAAAAAAUUUGGGAUAAUCCCCCUUUGAUUCUUUGAUUAUCCGAAUUAUAUAUAAUCUUGCCAUUCCCACCAAAUUUUUUUUUUUUUUUUACAGAAUCGUCAUAACAAAACGUAACAUCAUAAAUCUAAAACCAAUAUGAAACCUCAAAGCUUUUACCUUCUUACCGUCUUUUUCAUGUGUUUAUUUGUUCUUAAAAGCCAAGGUAUAGUUCUUAUCAUAUUCAGUAUUUUCUCCAUUCUCUUUUCUAAUAAUUCGACUUUUUUUGUUUUAUGUAUAGCAACUAAGGUCUCAAUAUUGGAGAAUGUGGGUGCUUUUUGCAGAAUUUGGAUAGAAGAUUCAAAUCAUAAGCGCAUAGCUGGUGAUGGAAAAGGACAUUACCGUGUUUGUGAUACAGUCAGUUAUAACCACAUUGAAUUUAGCGAUCAAGAGUACUAUAUUGUUGCGAAAGUUUUAACUAGUUUUGAGAAACAAAAACGCCGAGGUCCUUUCAAAGGCGAACAUUACUGUUCUAUACAUGGCGAAGUUGAUAGUUGGGAUUUUGACUGUUAAUUGGUUAUUAAGUUAUUAUCCCAUCGAUAUAGUUGAAAGACGUGAAUCCAUUAUAUCCAUUCCUGUAAUUUUUAUUCUUUAUUUAUCAUAUUUAUAUUAUUUCUAUUAAUUAUAUUAUUAUUAGUCAUAAUUAUAUUAUUUAUUAGUCAAAUUAUUUUUAUAAGUAUUCUUUCAAAA